GAAGUUAGACUUGCAGCUGACAGAGAUAGACAAGAGAGAGGAGGGCGAGAUAGCAAGUCAGCUUUAAGAUCCUGUUUCUGCGGCCUUUCAGCGCUGAGUGGACUGUACCUGGGAUGUGUGGCCUGGUGAGCUGGGGUUUGACAUUCUGUUAGCUCAGUGUUUAAUAUGGUCAUGUGAAAAAGAAAGAGAACAAAAAAAGAAGAGAAACUUCAUUUUUGCUGCUCUCACUGUCAAUCGGCGUCAUAUCAAAGUGCUUGAUGGCUGUUACACAGGCUGUGCUCCCUUCCUUCAGCUCCUUCUCCAACCUCGCUCACUCCAGUGACAAUAUGAAAGUAAGUAUCGGGUUCACUUCAGUCCUUUCAUUCCUACACAGUGACAGAAACAACAAACUUGAUAUAAAUAGUUAUUUGUGUUACUGUAAGAGUGGACAGCUGGAACCAAAGCAAUACAUGAUAUUCCAUAUCUGAGAAUAUCAUAAAAGUUAUGUAACCCUUUGCCUUGAAUAAUCUAUAUUAUUGUGAUGAUUACUUGUAAAUGAGUCUUCACAAAUGUGCACUACAAUGCUGAACUUGUGAAAUGUCCCACUUUAAAUUUCAAACUUUUACAUCACACCUGCUGAAAGCAUUAGUCUUGUAUAUCUUCCUUACCUCCUUUGCUUUAAUGGGAUAGGAAUAGGCUUGCACAUCUAGUAUUUCUUAUGCAGGUGCAUCAAAGAGUAGAGUUAUGAGAAGUCAUACACUUUUGGUUGUUGUUUGGGAGGGAUUUGGUCAAAUCUUGCUCAUUCCUAUAGAAGUUUAAUGCACUUAUUGUAAGCUGCUUUGGACGAAACCAGUUUUUUCAAGUCUAUCUCUCAUGCCCAUAUGUACAGUGACACUGUACAAUACAGUGAGUUAUUGGUUGCUGUAAUUGCUCCUGCGCUCCAUGGCUGCAAAGAAAUUCCUUCCUAAUACAAAAAAUAGACAAAAUCCACAGCCCUUUUUCUGUGCAAAAAAUCACUUUAAAAGUUCUGUUGAGUUAGACAAAUCAAUCUUUUAAAUCUUGAGUCUUUUUUGUACAAAAUUCCCUCUCAGAAAGUUUCCUUUCUGAGCCAUGGUGGAGGGAACAUAAAGUUUUGUACUAAAUUUGGAAGAUACUCACUUGAUUUGAUUAGCUCAGACUGCUUAAUUCACACAGUAGCUUCAGAUGAACUUUAGAAUAUAUUUUUACACUAAUCAAGGACUGUGGAUUUUGUCCCCCAUCACUUACAUUGGACGUGUAUUAGUGAAUGAAUUCAGUCAGGAUACUCAAUGCACCUGUGUCAGCUGUGCCUACUUUCAGGGAGUGUGCUCUUGUGCUCCCCAAUCCAGCAGUCAUGUGACCUUCACCUCCAACAGUACAUAUAGACAUGUGUGGAAGUCUGAGAGUGGCUCUCUCCCUCUGGACUCUCUAAGCAACAAACUCUCACCAAGCAGCUCUGAGCAGCUGCAGGUCUCUCAAAAAAUGACAGAGGAGCUCCUGGACGAUGAUAGUCAGGCCUCCUGGGAUAUUGAGUUCCUGCUGUCUGACUGGAGCAGCCAAUCGCCUGACCUCAACCCCUCUCUGGACAACAAUGAUCAACGGCUCCCACAGCUGGACACAAACAGAGCGUACCAAGAGGCGGCCAUGUUUAAGGACCAACCGGGGCAGGAGCACCUGCAGAUGAACAGUUGCAGCCUCAUGGCGGAUCUCUUGUCCCCUGCUGAAACCACAACGCCGGUCCAGCAAGAGCUGUACCACCAUGAUUAUAUUGAUGACCAAACAGGUCUGACUUCAUAUCCCAGUCUACCUAAUGUAGAUCAGUUUGGCUUUCCCCAAGAAGGCAGUGUGGAGAGGCACAACAGAGGAAACCUCAGUAAAGUCUCAUCAUGUGACUUUAACCCUUACUAUCCCCUGCAUCACCCCUCCAUGGUGACCUUCCCCGACAGCAGGUUCAUACCACCCCAAGCUGUGGCCCCUGACCCUCGACACUACAGCUACAUGCCACACUAUAACCACAAUGGCAACCUAUUCUGUGACUACACCCACAGCCAGGCCGCUGGUCACCUGCCCCUUCACCAGCAGCCCCUACUCGGCGGACCACAGCUGCCCCCUGGUGGGGUGGAGGGGAAGCGUGGUCGAAGGCCUACAGGGAAAAAGAGGCCCGCUAUCCACAGUUGUGAAUACCCUGGCUGCAGCAAGACCUACACUAAGAGCUCACACCUAAAAGCUCACCUCCGCACGCACACAGGGGAAAAGCCUUACCACUGUUCAUGGGAGGGCUGCAGCUGGAAAUUUGCCCGCUCAGAUGAGCUGACGCGCCACUACCGCAAGCACACGGGCCAAAAACCCUACGAGUGUCUGCUGUGUCAGAGGGCCUUCUCCCGCUCUGACCACCUUGCUCUGCACAUGAAGAGACACACCUGAUGCUCUUAAUUACCUCUUAAUUCCACCUAAACAAAAAUUUUAAAAGGUAGAACACUUAUGAUGACUUGGAUAUUCUUUGAAGUUUGAAUUGACUGAACAGAUACAUUUGGGACCUCAGGUAUUAGCUGAACAUGUUCACAGUAUUAACUUUAAAUCUGUACUGGGUUUUCUGGCUGGUUAACAAUACAGGCUCACAUGUAAACAUGAAAUUAUCUUUUUUUUGUAUUAUUAAAACGUUAUUAAUGAUUGACUUAACCGAUGACAUUUAAAAGAGUACUCCACCAUCGUUGCAUGGCGCCUACAGUACCCACAAUGCAGUUCUGUUGGACAUUUAUAUGUGUUAUGGAGCAAUGUUUGGUUAGCUCACUUCUUUCUAACACCACACCCCUAAUAUGUUUUAAAAUGUUUAAACUUGUACUCUUCAGCUCCAAACAACACUGAUUCAUUGACAUCACUUAAGGCAAUUUGUCAAUUCUCACCUUAAAGUCCCUCCCAAACAAAGACCUAAACCCAAAAAACAAGAUUUUGUCCUUACUCAACCUACUGAAGAAUUGAUGAUCGGCCAAAAUGUCCUCACUCUGAUGUCUAAAAAUCUGACUGGUACUUUUAAAGUACUUUGUGAGAACCAGCACAAGAACACGCUCAUAAUGUAAAGCUAGCACGCUUUCAGCAAUAAGGGCCACUUACACUAACACUGUACACACUGUGGGCAUGUAUGACAGCAAACAUUAACACUAACAGAAGACCAAAAAAUGUGUGUGAUAUGGGUUAUAAUAUAAUACACUAUAGUAUAUCCUAUAGGAUCUCAUGGCAUGCUGAACAAACGCUGAACAAUGCUUGGCUGUAUUACUGCUGAGAUGGUCUGAUAUCUUUGUCUGAUUUCCGUUAGAACUUUAGUUAAUUACAAUAUCGAUUGUAAAAAAACAAACAAAUGAUAAGGUAUACGAUAAACUAUGUUGUUAUACAGUGAAUUCAGGGUUAUGUAUAUUUGUCACAUAACUUUAUGUUUGUCUGUUUGGGGGAAUUUUAAUUUAAGAAAAAAAACAUAUAUGCUUUUAUCUCUCUCAUCAAGCAGAAUUUAAAACUGUAAAUAAUCUGCAGCUUUAUUAGUUGUUUAUAACCAUUUAAAAAUGAGCAACAUAUUUAUUAACAUAAUGUUUUAUAUCAACAGAAGAAACUAUAUUAUUAUACAAUGUUUUUUUAUUCUCAAAAGAGUGCUUUAAAGUCUUAAUUAUUGUUUUCAUUGUCAUAA
Morone saxatilis (striped sea-bass) is the source of this 3673-nucleotide messenger RNA. RefSeq names its product Kruppel-like factor 1 (erythroid) (gene klf1). The transcript is spliced from 3 exons. Gene Ontology annotation, biological process: regulation of transcription by RNA polymerase II. The record is from RefSeq and is a predicted model, not a curated record. NCBI's taxonomy places the organism in Eukaryota, Metazoa, Chordata, Actinopteri, Moronidae. Gene Ontology annotation, molecular function: RNA polymerase II cis-regulatory region sequence-specific DNA binding; DNA-binding transcription factor activity, RNA polymerase II-specific. Bases 1183 to 2421 code for a protein of 412 amino acids.